Messenger RNA from Spodoptera litura, 489 nucleotides. It is a transcript of the gene RpL36, whose product is annotated as ribosomal protein L36. Gene Ontology annotation, molecular function: structural constituent of ribosome. Lineage: Eukaryota; Metazoa; Arthropoda; Insecta; Lepidoptera; Noctuidae. Gene Ontology annotation, cellular component: ribosome. Gene Ontology annotation, biological process: translation. The record is from RefSeq and is a predicted model, not a curated record.
GGUCAUUAGUUCCACCAUUCACUUUCUGGUCCACUACACUACUCAUAAAAAUAAAAGUUAAUCAAAUUCUUUCUGGUCGGAUCUGUCAAUCCGAAAUCAUGGCUCCUCGAUUUGAGUUAGCGGUCGGUCUCCGAAAGGGACACAAAACACUUAAAAUCUCCGCUGGCAAGAAAGGUGUUACUGACAAAGCCAUCAAAAUCAGGCCAGCCAGGCUAAAGGGUCUCCAAACCAAGCACUCAAAAUUCGUGCGCGAUUUGGUCCGUGAGGUCGUUGGACACGCUCAGUAUGAGAAGAGGGCUAUGGAAUUGUUGAAGGUGUCAAAAGACAAGCGUGCCCUGAAGUUCUUGAAGCGUCGUCUGGGCACACACAUCCGUGCCAAGAGGAAGCGUGAAGAGCUGAGCAACGUACUGACACAGAUGAGGAAGGCUGCCGCACAAGCACACCAUGCCCCUACACACACUAAGUGAACAAUAAACUAAUUAAUAGUAU